Selaginella moellendorffii is the source of this 2299-nucleotide messenger RNA. RefSeq names its product putative UDP-glucuronate:xylan alpha-glucuronosyltransferase 3. Gene Ontology annotation, molecular function: glycosyltransferase activity. The transcript is spliced from 4 exons. Gene Ontology annotation, biological process: xylan biosynthetic process. Bases 214 to 2163 code for a protein of 649 amino acids. The record is from RefSeq and is a predicted model, not a curated record. NCBI's taxonomy places the organism in Eukaryota, Viridiplantae, Streptophyta, Lycopodiopsida, Selaginellales, Selaginellaceae.
CCGGGUGACCGGCCCUAGCCGGUAACAAAGAGACGAACGCGCACUACUCGCGAGAGAGAGAGACUCCUUCCUCGCUCACCGCCUCUAAUGCCGCCCAGUAGCUAGGGUUGAUCGAUCCGCGGGUAUUCCUUCCCUUCCACAGGUAUGGCAAUGGAGGCUUGAUCGCGAAUCGCGGCGCGCCGCCGGCGAUUCGAUCGAUCGCAGCGAGGUCAGAUGAGGCCGGAAGCCCGGCGCUAUCGCCAGAAUGGAGGCGUGGAUGCCGAGCUCCAGCGCAAGCGCACCAAUGACAAGAAGAAGGCCGACGAGGAUGAUAUCUCACAACCAGGAGGAGGAGGAGGAGGAGGAGGUGGUGGCGGCGGCGGGGUGGCGCUGCCUGUGAUAAGAAGCUUUGCUCUUCGGCUCCUGGUAGUCUUGUUAUUUGCGGCAGCAUCCAUGACCAUUCUUUUCGUUCCUACGUCUACCAGAAGAGGAACGUCGCGCUCUGAAGACUCGAGCUUCCAGGUCCGGGGGUCCUUGCGCAACACCAGUGACGAGAAGCUCUUGCGCUGGCUGCAAGACACUGGCGAGCUGACGGCCUUGAGAAGCAGCCUGGACGUGGGUGGAGCUCUCAAGAUUGGCCUCGUCAAUUUCGACGACAAGUCGAGCACUCUUCCGUGGGAGGUUUUCAGCGGUGGAGAGACGCCCAGGUUGAUACGCUUUGAGGCUGUCUCCGAGAACACCAGCUGGUCCGACCUCUACCCCGAGUGGAUUGACGAGGAGGAGCGCUGGAACACCCCGACAUGCCCACACUUUCCAAUGCCUACGAAGCACAAGAACCUCAACCUGCACCUUGUGGCUGCAAAGGUGCCUUGUGAUCGAGCCAAGGAUCCGAAAGACUGGACGAGAAGUGUCAAGCGUCUACACACGCUCCUCGUCGCAGCUAGAGUUGCUCUCGACACCGGCCAGCGUCAACAAGGCUACACAUACGUGCUUCUCGACGACGAGUGCAGGCCAUCUCCAAACAUCUUCCCCUGCCGCGAGCUUGUCAGCCACCAAGGGAGUUUCUGGCUCUUCAAAGCCGACCUCAAGCGGCUCGAGAAGACUCUCGCGCUUCCUCCUGGAUCAUGCCAACUUUCGGUGCCGAUAACGGGUAACCGGCGUGCACCCCGCAAGCAUGCGUCACGAGAAGCCUACGCAACCAUCCUCCACUCGGCACAGUUCUACGUGUGUGGCGCCAUCUCGCUCGCUCGGAGCAUCCGAAUGAGCGGGUCCAAGCGGGACCUUGUCAUCCUGGUUGACGAGAACAUCCAUCCGCAUCACAGGGAGGGGCUCGAGGCAGCCGGGUGGAGAGUGAUCCAGAUCCAGAGGAUACGGAACCCCAAGGCGGAGCCCGAGUCAUACAACGAGUGGAACUACAGCAAGUUUCGGCUAUGGCAGCUGACCGAGUACCACAAGCUGAUAUACAUCGACGCGGACAUCAUCCUGCUGCGCAACAUGGACUUCCUCUUCCAGAUGCCGGAGAUCUCCGCGACGGGAAACCACGAGAGCAUGUUCAACUCGGGCGUCAUGGUGAUCGAGCCAUCCAACUGCACGUUCGAGAUGCUCAUGCAGCAGAUCAACGAGGUGGAAUCGUACAACGGUGGCGACCAGGGAUACUUGAACGAGGUGUACACCUGGUGGCACAGACUGCCCAAGCACAUGAACUUCCUCAAGCACUUCGGCCUCAACGAUAGCGAGGAGCUCGCGCACAGGUUGGAGCUGCUGGGAAGCGAGCCACCGGUGGUGUACGCGAUGCACUUCCUCGGCCUCAAGCCGUGGCUGUGCUUCCGCGACUACGAUUGCAACUGGAACCAGCAGAAGCUGCACGAGUACGCCAACGAUGCCGCGCACGCUCGCUGGUGGAGAGUUCACGACAGCAUGAGCAAGAAGCUCCAGGGCUACUGCCUCCUCCGCAGCAAGCAGAAGGCGAGCCUCGAGUGGGACAGGCGGCAGGCCGAGCAGCAGCGCUUCCCGGACGGGCACUGGCGGAUCAAGAUCAGGGACUCGAGGCUCCGGACGUGUUUCGAGGAGUUUUGCUACUGGGAGAGUAUGCUCUGGCACUGGGGCGAAGAUCAGCAACAGCCUCCUCCUUCUCGUGCUGCUCUCGUGGACAACAAUUCUGCUGCUGCUGUGGUCACCACCUGAUCGAAAAAAGAUAUUUUUUUGCGAUCCAGAUCUUUGAUCUUUGAUCUUUGAUCCAAACUCUCGGGGUUUAGUCCGUAAGAUCAUGAGUUCCUACGUGGCCCCUCGAGGACCCAGAAAUCGAGCUAUCUAUCUUGGA